AUGGCAAUGUUGCCGCAGCCAAAAAGACAAUUGCAGAAAGUUUUUUUCACAACAAAAAGCCACCGAAAACGCUCGAAUUAAGCAACAAAUGCGUGCCAAAAGCGCAGCGAAUCUCCACUGAGGCCACCGUGUGUGCGUGGGCGUGGCAAAGGCGUGGGCAGAGCAACCAAACAUCACAGGAACAGAAACACGGCCAGCAGCAGCAGCAGCGCAACAGCAGAGGGGCGGGCAGAGGCAGAGGCGGCGGCAGAGGGAAAAGUCGGGCAUUUUCAUUGGAUUCGUUUUGGUCCGAUUCGAUUGGAUUGUGGUUACUCCAGCGGCGCCCAGGCGUUCCUCCUCUCCUCCUGUAUUAUGGACAAGAAAUCCUCGCCGGUGCGACGACAAAAGCGGCAGGCGAAGGUGAUCGAGGAGAACUUCUGGGACUGCAGCGUCUGCACAUAUAGAAACUCGGCGGAGGCCUUCAAGUGUCGCAUGUGCGACGUGCGGAAAGGAACCUCCACGCGAAAGCCACGCCUGAACUCAGCGCUAGUCGCCCAGCAGGCUGCCACUUUGCCGGGAGCCAGUGCCAACAUGCCCAACGGGAAGUCCGCCUCCGGAUCACGGCAUGGCAGCGGGCACGACCGGCAGAGGCACAAGCGGUACCCGGCACGGUUGAAAAACGUGGACCGAUCGACGGCACAGACGCGAGAGGUGACGGUCAACUCGGUGACCGUGUUCAUCACAGAGUACAAGGCCAAGCCGGUGAGCAGCCGACGCGAGUCCAGUGAGCAGAGCUUCAGCGAGAGCAACGACAGCCGGAGUUAGAGGAUGGAUACAAGGCCUCCACGCAACCAGCUCCCCAAUAUUCUACGCCACGGUUCCCGGUCCCCUGUUACAAGUUGUAAAUUCUAAGUGUUAGGCCCCUGGCGAUAACAAUUGUAAAUCGAAAUCCAUUUAAGUUACCAAGUAUUAGGCCACGUUUAAAGCCCCGAAAGCCAAGCCCCCACUAGUUCAUGACUUCCAGUCCAGGCCAAGAUGGCAAAUCAAAGCGAAGCGACGCCAAGCGACGGCGAGUCGAUUGCAUUUACACGACGCUCUCCAAAUCCAAACCCAAGUCCCAUUUUAAAAUGCGCUAGACCCUGUAAAUAUCGAUGCAUGAGUUCCCUGAAUAUCUCUGUCUCGUAUCGUAAUUUUAGUUGUAAUUUAAUUCUGCUACUCUAAUUCCUAAUUUAUUGAUGCAAAGGUAACUUGUAUGUAUAACCGCCGUGUACAUGUUCAACAAAGAUAUCAUUUGUUUUGUAAGUGUCGAAUUAAAAUAUGGUUUAACUAA
Messenger RNA from Drosophila yakuba, 1309 nucleotides. RefSeq names its product RING1 and YY1-binding protein A (gene RYBP). Gene Ontology annotation, cellular component: nucleus. The coding region runs from base 352 to 804 and encodes 150 amino acids. The record is from RefSeq and is a predicted model, not a curated record. Gene Ontology annotation, molecular function: transcription coregulator activity; DNA binding. The transcript is spliced from 2 exons. Gene Ontology annotation, biological process: positive regulation of DNA-templated transcription. Lineage: Eukaryota; Metazoa; Arthropoda; Insecta; Diptera; Drosophilidae.